Messenger RNA from Acinonyx jubatus (cheetah), 2567 nucleotides. RefSeq names its product radial spoke head 6 homolog A (gene RSPH6A). The transcript is spliced from 6 exons. The coding region runs from base 222 to 2378 and encodes 718 amino acids. NCBI's taxonomy places the organism in Eukaryota, Metazoa, Chordata, Mammalia, Carnivora, Felidae. Gene Ontology annotation, cellular component: axoneme; radial spoke. The record is from RefSeq and is a predicted model, not a curated record. Gene Ontology annotation, biological process: axoneme assembly; cilium movement involved in cell motility; cilium assembly.
GACAGGCAGCCCCUCGCUCGUGGGGCUGCGCCUGCGCGGAAACCGGCUCCUAGGCCCCGGCGUCCCCGCGCGCCCUCCCCUGGUAACGGCCCGCCCCCUCCCUCCUUAGAAACCGGGCGGCUGGCAUAGAGGCUAGCCGGCCUGUGGCCGCAGGCGGGCGACCGGUCUAGCCUGCCUGUCUGCAAGCCUUCCUCCUGGAAGUCGGCGAUCCCUUUUGAAUUAUGGGGGACCCACCGCCCGACCCUGAGCCCCCUUCCCAGCCGCCUUCAAGUCGGAGGAGUUCCCAGGUUUCCCAGCGGCGCGGUCUGGAACUCUCUCGGCCCCAGCCCGCCUUCCCCGAGGAGGCGGAGCAGAUACCACUUGAUACCUCCAUCCUGCAGAGCAAUCGGGGGGUUCUGGCCAGCCAGGCCAACCUCCAGGGCUGGUCGCUAGGGGCCAGCCCGACCCAGCAGGAGAACUUGACGAUGUUCCAGGCUGAGGAGGCCCAGCUGGGUGGGGUGGAGUACCCGUCCCCGAAUAUGGGCUUUCCCUCCGAGCUACAGCCCCAGCUUUAUCUGGAAGAAGGUGGGACCCAGGCCACCCAAAACGCCGGCCUAAUGCUGCAGCAACUACAGCGGGGCCAAAGCAACCUCUUCCAGCAACUGGAGUCUGCCUACCUGGAGACCCAGCCGGACUUAUUGGGCCAGUUCAACAUGUACCAGAGAGAUGACCUGCAGUUCAGCCAGCAUGGGCCCUACUUGAGGGAUGAGCCCACCCUCCAGUUCUCACCCUCCGAGCCGGGCUUCACGCCCUUCACUCUGGAGGUGCCCGAGCCGGAGCCUCUGGAGCUGGCCGUGCAGAACGCCAAGGCCUACCUGCUGCAGACCAGCGUCAGUUGCAGCCUCAGCCUGUAUGAGCACCUAGUGAACCUGCUGACCAAGAUCCUGAACCAGCGGCCCGAGGACCCUUUGUCCAUCCUGGAGUCGCUGAACCGCACCACGCAAUGGCAGUGGUUCCACCCCAAGCUGGACACCCUGCGGGACGACCCAGAGAUGCAGCCCACCUACGAGAUGGCGGACAGACAGAAGGCGCUGUUCCUGCGGAACGGCGGAGGCGAGGGCCAACAGGAAAUGGAAGAGGAGGUGGCUGAGACGGCGGUACCCAACGUCAUGGAGACGGCCUUCUACUUGGAACAGGCUGGCGUGGGCCUGAGCUCGGACGAGAGUUUCCGCAUCUUCAUGGCCCUGAAGCAGCUGGUGGAGCAGCAGCCCAUCCAUACCUGCCGCUUCUGGGGCAAGAUCCUGGGGCUCAGCCGCAGCUACCUGGUGGCCGAGGUGUCCUUCCGGGAGGGCGAGGAGGAGGGCGAGGAGGAGGAGGCGGAGGAGAUGAUGGAGGGCGGCGAGGGCAUGGACGCGCCCGACGAGGAGGACGAGGAGAAGGACACGGACAUUAUCCCCAAGCCCAUGUGGAAGCCACCGCCCGUCAUCCCCAGGGAGGAGAGCCGCUCGGGCACCAACAAGUACCUGUAUUUCGUGUGCAACGAGCCGGGCCGGCCGUGGACGCGGCUGCCGCACGUCACGCCCGUGCAGAUCGUGCAGGCCCGCAAGAUCAAGAAAUUCUUCACCGGCUUCCUGGACGCGCCAGUCGUCAGCUACCCGCCCUUCCCGGGCAACGAGGCCAACUACCUGCGGGCCCAGAUCGCCCGCAUCUCGGCCGCCACGCACAUCAGCCCGCUCGGCUUCUACCAGUUUGGGGAGGAGGAGGGCGAUGAAGAGGAGGAGGGCGGCGCGGGGCGCGACUCGUACGAGGAGAACCCCGACUUUGAGGGCAUCCCGGUGCUCGAGCUGGUGGACUCCAUGGCCAACUGGGUGCAUCACGCCCAGCACAUCCUGCCGCAGGGCCGCUGCACUUGGGUGAACCCUUUGCAGAAGAUAGAGGAGGAAGAGGAGUUAGGGGAGGAGGAAGAGAAGGCAGACGAGGGGAUGGAAGGCGUGGAGCAGGAGGUCGGGCCCCCGCUGCUGACGCCGCUCUCCGAAGACGCAGAAAUCAUGCACAUGUCACCGUGGACCACCCGCCUGUCCUGCAGCCUUUGCCCACAGUACUCCGUGGCUGUCGUGCGCUCCAAUCUUUGGCCAGGGGCCUAUGCCUACGCCAGUGGCAAGAAGUUUGAGAACAUCUACAUUGGCUGGGGCCACAAGUACAGUCCCGAGAACUUCAACCCACCCCUGCCAGCCCCCGUUCAGCAGGAGUACCCCAACAGCCCCGAGAUCUUGGAGAUGAGUGACCCCACGGUGGAGGAAGAGCAGGCCCUCAAAGCAGCCCAGGAGCAGGCCCUGGCGGCCGCGGAGGAAGAGGAAGACGAUGAGGAGGAAGACGAGGAGGAGGAUCUGGAUGACUGAAGGGGGCCCCCCCAAGCCCCUUCCGCAAGCAGGUAGAUAGUAGGUUUUCCCUUAUACAUAGUUAGUGAUGGGGUGUUGUUUUUCCCCCCACUGUCGGUUUGCUUUCUGCCCCUGGAGGGCAGGAGUGGAAGAGGGAGGUAGCUGCUCUAAAAUAAAAUUUCCCCAUGGCACUAUGGCCUAGUUUCUCAU